CCGAACGGUCUCUCCCAACGCGUUAUCUCCCUCCCGGCCGUAUCUUUGCACCUUUCUCCUCCAUUUUGCAACAUGGCAAACACAAUGUCAGCGCCGCAAGCCCCUCAGCAGCAGCAGCAGAUCAAGGUGACAAGCAAAUCGCAAACAAGCUGGGGUCACUCUCGUCACACAGAACGUGGUUGUGUGUGUGUGCGUGUCAGAUGGACGUCGAGAGCACCAAGCAGGCAUCUUCCUCGAGUCGCGUGUUGGUCAUCGUCGGCAGCACUGCCCUCUAUCUCGUGACGAUGGCCGCCGUCUUCGGCCUCUGCUUUGCCGCCGUGCAGCGUCAGCCAAGCCAGAGAGGCCGACACACAAUGACCUGGCAGCUCUCUCGUCAUUUUCUUGUGUUUGGCAGUGUCGAAGGAUAUGCGUGUGUCUGAGGACGAUCUGCUGGUGAGCAACAAGGACCAGGUGCCGCUGCGAUUCAGCGAGGCCCUCAAGUUCGUGCCGCUGGAGGGCUUCGCCUUCCUGCCGCUCGCCGAGAUGCAGAAAAUGGCAUCGCUGCACAUCAUGGUGGGCCAAUGUGACACUCUGAUGGGCCCUCACACUCGUGUGUGUUCUGUGUGUGUGUGCAGAUCGGCAAGGACGGCGAGCGUGUGUACAACAUUGAGGCCGUGUUCCGCGACCGCAAGACCAACACCACCGAGGCGCACCUGUCGCUCGGACACAAACUCGUGUCCGCACCUGGUCGGCUGAAAACACACACGCGGAGAUCACUGUGGACACGGACGCUCGGGCACACCACUGUGAUCAAUGUGUGUGUGUGUGAUGAUCAGGCAAGUUCUCGUUAAUUGACGAGAAGGGUGAGGUGGUCUACGCAGGCGAGUACGAAUACGAGAUUACCACGCUAGACAACGCCGUCAAGAUCCACAAGGAGGGGGCGGUCGAGGAGAAGGGCAGCAACAGGCGCAGAUUGAUUGUCUCAAAAAUUAGUGAGUGAAAUGACCGCUUGCCGUGGGCGCAUCAUCCGCACAAUUGCUUGAAUGUGCGUUGUUGGUUCAGUCAACAAAAUCCAUUCCAUCCUGGGGGGUGGCUACUAUGGCGGCGGCUAUUACGGUACGUAUGCACAUCGACACACAACGACACGCGGCCACUGACAUGUGUCUGGGCGUUUCUGUGUGCAGGUGGCGGCUAUGGUCCCGGCGGCUAUGGGGGCCCUGGCUACGGUACCUCUGCACUUACAAAGCACACUUAGGCGCACCCACACCCGUGCUGACAUGGAUCUGUGUGCGUGUGUGUGAGUGUGUGCAGGCUACGGCAGAGGCUACGGCGGCCCCCGUUAUGGAUAUCCCGGAGGAUAUGGCUAUCCCUAUGGCGGCUGGUGAACACGGCAGCCGUGAGCAUGAGCAGCACUUUCUUUGUCAAUUCGUACACACGAGGGAGGGAGGGAUGCAGGGAGAGAGGAAACAUACAUACGUAUCGCACACAAAACGCUUCAUAAGUAGUCCCAGCAGUGUUUUUGGGUUUUGGCCUGUAGCGAAACGAGCGACGAGAUGCACAGAUCCUAGCAUUGCGCACGAUUGACUCAUGGCAGGCGCCACAUUUUCUCAUGUGUACGUGGGUGGGUGCGGGUGUGUUGUAAGUAUUUCAUGAAGUUCAUGCGAGAGAGGACGGCGUGGCGCGAGGAAAGGAAUGGCAUUGGCUUUUACGUCACUCGAUGCUACCUGUACACAGCACGCGUACACACACACAUGACUCAACCGUGGCAAUGGCUCUGUACACGUCUGUAUGCGUAUGCGGUGCGUUCGUUUAGUCAAACACACGUGUGGCACGUGUGAGUGAGUUUUUGUCUUUUUGUGAGUACACGUACACAGGAAGGAUUGAAGCACUAAGGUGUGCGUGGAAAAGGCCAUGCGAGAGAGCGGACGAGGACAGACAGACAGAUGAGGACAAGCACGUAUCGAUCUGAGUGCGAUACAUCAGAGGGGCAGUGCAGCAGAGCAGCGAAUUAAGAGUAACGAGGCGGACAUGCAGUGCAGUCUGUGCUGCGGGGAAUGCCGAACACUGAAGAGGAUUUGCGUACAAUGAAUUCGAU
Vitrella brassicaformis is the source of this 2074-nucleotide messenger RNA. The record is from the annotation of a GenBank genome assembly. NCBI's taxonomy places the organism in Eukaryota, Vitrellaceae.